Esox lucius (northern pike) is the source of this 10262-nucleotide messenger RNA. RefSeq names its product neuron navigator 2a (gene nav2a). Gene Ontology annotation, molecular function: ATP hydrolysis activity; protein binding; ATP binding. Bases 710 to 8233 code for a protein of 2507 amino acids. Gene Ontology annotation, biological process: nervous system development; neurogenesis. The transcript has 42 exons. The record is from RefSeq and is a predicted model, not a curated record. Lineage: Eukaryota; Metazoa; Chordata; Actinopteri; Esociformes; Esocidae.
GCUCGCAGAAGCAAGUGGUCCUCUGUGAUUUUCUCUCGUUUUUUUCCCUUUUCCUCCAUCCAUUCUUCCCUCGUUUAUCAUCGACUGAGCAACAGAUUUCCUCCCGCUCGUAAUGUGAGAAUUAUUACUGUCGCUUAGUGGGAAGAGAAACAUCCAGAAUUUCCUCGUCGACAAGGAUUUCUCCUAGAUUCGGGCAAACGGGAUCGUUGCCAACUACUUCAUUAGGUCACAGGGAAUUCCCAAGAGGAUACUGGGAAUACCGCUAUUCCUAAUAGGGCGAUUAGGGAAUUCUGCUUUUCCUGAUAAGCCAGCAUAGGGACAAUAGCCAGAGAACAAGUAGGAUUUAGAGGAUUACUCGACCUGGACUGAUGCUCCCACUGUUUGAAAAAAAAAGAUUCCCUCCGCUGCAGAUCGGAGCAUCCAGAGAACCGGAAGGACACUUCCCAAAACACUGACUGUCAAAUCAUCCAACUGUUAUUUCAGCUGGAAAUUAUAUUUGAGUUCAGGAUGCCGAUCUGGUUGCUUUACUUGGAGAACGGUAUCGCAUUAACUGCUUGAGUGUUGAAAACGUGGUUGCCUGUGUGUGUGUGUGUGUGUGGACGUAUGCGUGUGGACGUGUGUGUGUGUGUGUGUGUGGACGUAUGCGUGUGGACGUGUGUGUGUGGGCGUGGGCGAGCGUUUGUGGUACUAUCCGGUGCCCCGGAGGAAGAUGCCUGCCAUUCUGGUGGCUUCUAAGAUGAAGUCGGGACUCCCUAAACCCAAGCCGGUGCACAGUGCUCUGCCUAUCCCCCAAGUGCCCUCGCGACCCCUCUCUUUGCCCUUCGCUCUGCCUGCGCCUCUCAAGGCUUCCUGCAAACAAGUCCCCCCGGUGGGCCCCCAGAGCGGCUGGGGGAACCCCAAAACCAAGAACGUUCCGACGACCGACGCUGGGAUUGACACACAGAUCUAUACGGAUUGGGCCAACCACUACCUAGCCAAGUCAGGACACAAGCGCCUUAUCAAGGACCUUCAAACAGACGUCACAGACGGAGUGCUGCUGGCGGAGAUCAUACAGGUUGUCGCUAAUGAGAAGAUCGAAGACAUCAAUGGCUGCCCCAAAAGUCGAUCUCAGAUGCUUGAGAACAUCGAUGCCUGCCUCAGUUUCCUGGCAGCCAAAGGAGUCAACAUACAAGGCCUAUCUGCUGAAGAGAUCCGCAAUGGGAAUCUGAAGGCCAUUCUGGGGCUCUUCUUCAGCCUGUCUCGCUACAAACAGCAGCAGCAGGCCCAGCGCCAGUAUCCCCAGUCCCAGGGUCCUCAUCCAGCUCUGAGCCAGCAGACCAGCGCCCCUGCCCAGCUCAGUAGCCCCCCGUCCCCCCCUACGCAUGGGACUCCAUCCCCCACAGCACAAGCAGCCCAGAAAACAGCACAGGCCGAGAUGCAGUCCAGGGAUGGGCCUCAGAGUAAACUGCUCAAGUUUUCCCUUGGUCAGAAAAAGUCCUCUAGACUACCAGGCCCCAGUUCGAGGGUGUCCACUGCUGGCAGUGAAAUCUCAGCUCGCGGGUCGGUCGGCGCCGCCGGCAACCGCCGCAGUCAGGCCCUGACAGACAAAACCAAACCAGCCGCUCACCUUCACAAAGAACCCUCAGAGGGCGGGACCUCAAAGACUCCGGUGAUGACUGAGAAUGCUCCAUCGCCUCCGGCGACCGCCAGCGCCAACCCCAGCAGCGCCUCUACCUCCUCUCCCGUCCCUCCAUCCUCGUCCUCCUCUUCGGCCAUCCCCCAGCCUAACACCAGCAACAAACCCUGGCGAAGUAAGUCUCUGGGGUCCAAGCAGACGUCUUCCACCAACCCCUCAGCCAUGCUCUCCGUCAAGCAGGAGAAGGACAUGACUAAGGCCUCGUCCGCCGAGGCCCCGCCUAAAGUCGUCCAGCAGAAGUCUAUGCUGGAGAAGCUCAAGCUGUUCAACAGCAAAAGUGGAUCCAAGUCCUCCAGCGUUCAGGGGGCUCAGGCUGAAAGUGGUGCCCCAGGUCGGCUGCUCGGUCCCGGGGCAGCGGAGAGGGCCGAGGCGGGGUCCAACACCGACCCGCUGGAGGAGGCGGAGGGGAAUGCCCGGCCAGGCGUCAAUGGGACCGGUAACGGGACAGCGCCCGUGGCUGCGACAACCAGCAGCCCCAAAAUCGCCCUGAGGGGAAUCGCCCAGCGCACGUUCAGCCGAGCCCUGACGACCAAGAAAAGUUCAACGAAAGGACUGGAGAAAGACCGGGGGAAAGAAACGGGGAAACGGACCUCCACCACUGAGCGGACGGAACUCAGGGGGGAGGAGCCCAAGGAGGACGCCGCUGCCAUUGCCACCGUGGAAACUGAACCUUCUUCCAAUAAGAGGACUUCGAAAAUUGCCAGUUUCAUUCCCAAAGGCAGCAAAGCAGCCAAAAAGGAGAGUCUGGCGCCGGCGCACAGCGGAAUUCCAAAGCCGGGAUCUAAACCCUCGGGACAGGUGGGAAAGGCCCCCUCGGCGGCAGGGAAAGAGGGCGGGGAGCGUCCCCGCAGCAUGCGGUUAGGCGGGGGCCUGGUCCUGCACCGUGGACCCCAGGAUAGGGACAGGGACAGCAGACACUCCAGCUCUACCUCCAGCCUCGCCUCAACAGAAGGAAAGGCCUCCCAGCAGUGCCACAGCGCCAGCCCGGUGGCAGGAGGAGGGAGCGCCGGCGCCACUCAGAGCACAGCCUGCAACACAGUCAGCGUCCAGCUACCUCAGCCUCAGCAGCACCACAGCCACCCCAACACAGCCACCGUAGCACCCUUCAUGUACAGGUCCCAAACGGACGUGGACGGUAUCAUGGUGACAGAGGCUGGGUCAGGAGGAGGAAGGUGUGGAGACAACGUCCCCUUCAAAACCAGCCAGCCAUCCAUCGAGGACCUUUCUGAAGAUCCAGAGACUCGGCGGUUGCGGACCGUUAAAAACAUUGCAGACCUGCGUCAGAACCUGGAAGAGACCAUGUCCAGCCUACGGGGGACACAAGUCACACACAGCGCCUUGGAGACGACCUUCGACAGCAACGUCACCACAGAGGUCAGCAGCGGGACCGGGAGGAGCAUCCUCAGCCUUACGUCCUCCCGUCCCUCCCUGUCGUCAUGGAGGCUGGGCCAGUCGAGCCCCCGCCUGCAGGCCGGUGACGCCCCCUCGCUGGGGAACGGCUACGGGGGGCGCGUGGCGGGGGGAGGGGUGCAGACAGGCCGCUACCUGUACCCAGGGCCUCUGCGGAGACAGCUGGCAGGGCGGGGGGCGGCUCUAAGCAUGGACCUGGGGGAGAGCGGGAACGUCAUCGACCUGGAGGGCAUCGCCAUGGAGGUGACAGGCUACAUGAGUGACGGGGACGUGCUUACGAAAAACGCAGCGCGUGCUGAUGACAUCGCCAGCGGCUACAUGACGGACGGUGGCCUGAGUCUGUAUGCACGGCGGCUCAACCGUCUACCUGACGGCAUGGCGGCGGUGCGAGAGACUCUCCAACGCAACACCUCCACGGGCCAGGGAGACGCCGACAGUUGGGACGACAGCAGCUCGGUGAGCAGUGGGAUCAGUGACACCAUCGACACGGAUGACAUCAACACCAGCUCGUCCAUCAGCUCCUACGCCAACACGCCGGCCGCACAGCGCAAGGCUCGUAACGGACAGCCUGUGACGGACGCGGAAAAGCACUCAGCCUCUACCACCCUGAACCCAGCCUGGUCGGGGGACGAGGUCAAGAGGUCAGACGGGGGGUCAGACAGUGGGGUCAGUCGGAUGGAGCAGGGCACCAAGUGGGCCCGCCGGAACCCUUCGGACAUGUCGGACGAGUCGGAUAAGGGAGGUUCGGGGCGGAAGACACCCUCCAUGACGCACACAGGGUCCUGGAGGAGGGGCAUGAGCGCUCAGGUGGGGGUGACCAGCCCCAGGACCAAAGCUUCUGGAACGGCCGGGUCCAGCGGAGCUAAAACACACAGCACCGGUAAAACGGACGACGUCAAGGUGUCCGAGAAGGGCCGUCUCUCCCCUCGCUCCAACGGCCUCCAGCGCUCGCCGUCCGACGCCGGGCGCAGCAGUGGCGACGAGGCCAAGAAAUACCCGCCCACAGCCACCUCGGCCCGCGCGUCGCACACCCUGACGCACGCAGUCUCCGAACCCCACUCACACACGCUCACCUCCCGAGCGCCCACGAGCACGUUCGGUUUCAAGAAGCAGGGCUCUGGGAUGGUUACCAUAGUAACCGCCAGCGGCGCCACUAUAACGAGCGGAUCUGCCACUCUCGGGAAGAUGCCGAAGUCUGGGGCGAGAUCCCUAACUGGAGGGAUCAAGGUCGGGGGUCAGGAUUUGGGUUCCGGUCUGGGUCAUGAUGACGGGUACCUCCCGGUGAGUGCCCGCUCCACACUGCAGUACCGGAGCCUUCCGAGACCCAGUCGGUCUGGCGCAGCCACGCGAAAUGGAAACCGCUCGUCUACCAGCAGCAUCGAGGCGGCCGUGCUUUCCGUCACCACCCACGGUAAAUGCCGGGACUCUGGAAACGCAGGGAAACUUAACGGGCCCGGGAUCUCACUAGCCAAUCAGACGGACCGAGAGAAGGGCGUGUCGGAGUGCGUGGACAACCUGAGAGGAGGGGCUUCCACCAUGCCGCUCACAGGGAGACAGCAGGUUGCUUCGCCGACACUGCGCCGGCUGUUUGGAGGAAAGCCCGGUAAACAGGCUCCAGUCACCACAGCGGAGAACAUGAAGAACUCCACAGUGAUCUCUAACCCCCACGCCACCCACGCCGCCCUGGACUCCCCUGGAGGUGUAGGAGGGGAGGGCGAGGGCGGCAGCCCCCUGUACGGUGGGCGUAACCUGGGCACGGGGCAUAACACGCUGGGCAGCGAACAGAGUGCAUCCAGCCCCUGCUCCGUCUACUCCUCCACGGGGCCUUCCAACAGCCUGACCUGGGGCACCACCCUGAGCACAGGCUCCUCCGCCCAGAGCAGGGAGGGCACCCUGGGGGGUCACGGCGGCGGCGGGGCGGGCAGCCUGGGUUACCCCUCGGUCAGCAGCAUGCACACCAGCAGCGAAUCCAUCGACAUGAGCGUGAGCAGCGCCGGACACGGAGGGCGGGACAGCCGGGAGGACACGCUGUCGGCCCUGGGCCGCACCGGCAGCGCUAAGACCGGCAUGUCUGAGAGUCCCCUUUCCUCCCCAUCCUCCAGUCCCAAAUUCAGCCGAAACACCUUACCUCGGAAACAGGACAGGGGUCCACACAGUGAUAGUAACACACUGCCCAAGAAGGGACUCAGGUACGCCCCUUCGCCCCAGCUGCGGAGUCACGAGGAGGCCGCGCGAGAUUGGUUGCGUUCCCAUUCACACGGUGGGCUGCAGGACUCGACCAGUAACUCUCCCUUUUCGCCCGGUUCCAGCCUAACCUCGCCCUCUGGGACACGCUUUAACUUCGGACAGCUCGGUAGCCCUACCAUGGCAGCUCAGAUCAACCUGGCCAGUCUCCGUAACAACAGUCUGACCAACCAAGACAUGACCUUUGACCCCUGUAGCGACACCCGUCUGAGGAACUCGUGCAUGUCACUGGACGAGAAGACUCGCACCAUGAGCCGCUCAGGUUCCUUCAGAGACGGUUUUGAGGAGGUACACGGUUCCUCGCUCUCCCUCGUCUCCAGCACCUCCUCAGUCUACUCAACGACUGAAGAGAAAUCCCAGUCAGAGAUCCGUAAGCUGCGCAGAGAAUUGGACGCGUCCCAGGAGAAAGUGUCAGCCCUGACGACACAGCUGAGCGCUAAUGCUCACCUUGUGGCAGCGUUCGAACAGAGCCUGGGUAAUAUGACCAUUCGACUGAAGAGUCUGACUAUGACCGCUGAACACAAGGACUGUGAGCUGAAUGAGCUGAGGAAGAACAUUGAACUGCUGAAGAAACAAAACAACGUGGCCCAGGCAGCCAUCAAUGGAGUCAUUAACACCCCUGAGCUCAGCUGCAAACAGAACAGAACAGCUUCUUUCUCAGGUGGCGGUAGCAACGGCAGCCCUCAGCAGCAGCAGCAUCAGCACCAGCAACCUGACCUCCGGAUGAGGAGACAGCAUUCCUCAGACAGUGUCAGCAGCAUUGCCAGUGCCACUAGCCACUCUAGUGUGGGAUCUAACAUGGAUGCCGACGCUAAGAACAAAAAAAAGAACAAGAAGAACUGGGCAUCUUGCACAGGGGCAAAGAUGGUGUUUUGCACAGGGGGACAUAUCGAACACGAUGAUGCACAUGAUGAUGUCUAUGAGCUGCGGAGCUCGUUCAAGCAGGCAUUCAGUAAGAAGAAGUCUCCUAAGUCGGCCUCAUCCCACUCAGACAUAGAGGAGAUGACAGACGGAUCCCUGCCCUCCUCCCCCAAACUCCCCCACAACGGAUCCACAACCUCCAGCCACAUGCUCAGGAACUCCCACUCCAACUCACUGCUGUCGGACUGUCUGGAUGGCGAGGCGGAGACUGUGAUGCAGCUCCGCAGUGAGCUUCGGGAGAAAGAGAUGAAGCUGACAGACAUCCGGCUCGAGGCUCUAAGCUCCGCCCAUCAACUUGACCAGCUUAGAGAGGCCAUGAACCGAAUGCAGGGGGAGAUUGAGAAGCUGAAGGCCGAGAAUGACCGCCUGAAGCUGGAGAGCGCGGGGAGCACCAGAGCCCCUUCCCAGACCUCCAUGUCCUCCUCCCCCCCUCGCCACACUCACACCCCAGCCUCAGGACCUGGGCUGUCUCAACACAGCAUCAACAUUACUGAGUCUACCAGCCUUGACAUGCUUUUGGAUGAUACUGUGGGCGAUGGCGGGAUGAGAAAAGAUGGACGGCACGUGAAGAUAGUGGUCAGUCUGCAGGAGGACCUCUCCCCGGAGGUCAGGCCUUGCCACUUCCUGAUUGGCUGCAUCGGUGUGAGCGGUAAAACCAAGUGGGUCGUCCUGGAUGGGGUGGUCCGCCGUCUCUUCAAGGAGUACAUCACACAUGUGGACCCAGUGAGCCAGCUGGGACUGACCUGUGACAGUGUGGAAGGCUACAGUAUCGGAGAUGUUCAUCGCCAUAGCAACGCCAGCGCCGCUCACACGCCAGAGCUUCUACCCUGUGGCUACUUGGUCGGAGACAGUGACACCAUCAAUAUCAGGCUCAAAGGUGUGAGCAGUGACAGCGUGGACAGCCUGGUGUUUGACACACUGAUCCCAAAGCCCAUGAUGCAACGCUACGUCUCUCUACUGAGGGAGCACCGGCGCCUCAUUUUGUCUGGCCCCAGUGGCACCGGCAAGACACACCUGGCCAAUCGGCUUGCCCGGCACCUGCUGCUGCAAGAGGGCCGACCCCUGACCCCUAACUCCAUCGUCACCUUUAACGUGGACCACAAGUCCAGCAAGGAGUUGCGCCAGUAUCUGUCAGGCCUGGCAGAGCAGUGCACCAAGGAGAGAGCAGAGGCAGAGCACCCCCUAGUGGUCAUCCUGGAUAACCUGCACCACAUCUCGUCUUUGGGAGAGAUCUUCAAUGGAGUGUUCAACUGCAAAUACCAAAGCUGCCCGUAUAUCAUCGGCACGAUGAGUCAGGCCACAUCUUCAGCCCCCAACCUCCAACUCCACCACAACUUCAGGUGGGUGCUGUGCGCCAAUCACAUGGAGCCGGUGAAGGGCUUCCUGGGUCGAUUCCUGAGGAGGAAGCUGAUCGACACGGAGAUCGGCAGCCGCACGCGCAACCUAGAGCUGGUCAAGAUCAUCGACUGGGUGCCGCGCGUCUGGCAUCACCUCAACUGCUUCCUAGAGGCGCAUAGCUCGUCUGACGUCACCAUUGGGCCGCGCCUCUUCCUGUCGUGUCCCAUGGACGUGGCUGGGGCCAGGGUGUGGUUCACUGACCUCUGGAACUACUCUGUCAUCCCCUACAUGUUGGAGGCCAUCAGAGAAGGACUGCAGCUUUAUGGCCGAAGGGCUGCGUGGGAGGACCCGGCCCGCUGGGUGAUUGACAGCUACCCCUGGUCAGCCACAUCCGCACCUGCUGAUUGGCCCCCACUGCUGCAGCUCCGCCCAGAAGACGUGGGCUUUGACGGUUUCUCCACCCCCAGGGAGGGUGUUCGGAAGGAACCGCCUCAGAGUGACAGCGAUGCAGACCCACUGAUGAAUAUGCUAAUGAGGCUAAAGGAAGCAGCCACUUCCUCCAGCCCGCAGAGUUAUGACAGUGACUCCAAUAGCAACAGUCAUCAGGACGACAUCCUGGACUCAUCACUGGAGUCUACGUUGUGAUCUGACCCACAAAGUCCCCCCCCAAAAAAACAAAAAAUGCCUUUAGGUAACUCUGUUAUGUUCAGUCAAUACAAAAUGUCUUUUGAAUGUGUUUUUUAAGCUUAUGCCACAAAAAUCAUGCCACUUAAAUUGUCAUGUCAAGAACGUUUGGGUGCAGGUCACCCAAAACGACGUAAGAACAACAGAAGGAAAAAUGCUGUGAACUGUUUUGCACCAUCAUGGCCAAUGGCAAGACCUCACGUCCCAUUUAGACAACUGGCAUUAACCAGAAUUUGACACUGUGGAUGGAACAUAAUCUUCAUCUGUUCCAUGGCCUCAAUAGAGAGACUGCUUCUUUGGGCCAAACCCAUCGCCUCAGUAGGCCCGGAACCUCAAAGCCCUUACCUGGCUGUAGUGCUCCGAACUGGGCUACAGAUGGAGCUACAGGCCCUCUACUAUGAAGCAUGGUGCUGGAGGUCUCAUCUUCACCUCCACAGAGACCUUAUUCACUGGUUCCUAAAGCCAUCUUAUGCCUACCUGCCACACACACAAUCAAACAUCACAAAUCACCUGCCCCUGCAUUUUAUCCCAAACAUGUUGCCGUAGCACAAGCUUCCACUCCAGACGAAAGUCUCUACUUUGGUGCUGGACCGAACUUCAAAAAAAGGAUGCCUUACUUUUUUUCUAUCAGACAAUGUGCAUUAGCUACUUUUUUAUUUUGUCUUUUUGGCUGUAAACUUACUGGGCCCUACUUUGAUAGCAGUGUUGACUAUCGUCAUAUGAAACACUGAUGCCAUGUUAUCAAGAGGUUAUUAUGAGCUAUUAGAGGGCUUGAAUAGGAAGGGGGACUUGAGCUUUGUGUAUUUUUAAUACUCUUUAAUGCAGACUAUAACUUGCUCUGAAAUAAUGUACUAAAGGCACCCUGUGAGAUGGUAAAAUAUACAUUCGGUUGGUACUCAAAGUGAAUGACAUUUUGUUACGAAUGUGUUAUAAAUACGGGGGAAAUAUUAUCAUGGAAUCAUUUUAUUCUCUAUACCUCAACCUCAUUAUCUUUCUAUCACAGCCCUUUGCUCCUACACCAUUCCUGUAGCCUUUUUCAGUUAUGUGAGGUGAAAUAAUAAUUAUUGUUGUGACAACAUGAUGAGUGAAUAUGUGAAAAUGUUUUUAUGCUGCUUUGUUUAUAGUAAUUUUACUUGAGAUAAUGUUGAAAGGUGCAAAUGAGAAAGUACUGAAAUGAGAGAAGUUAAAUAUUUAGAAUGAUUAUGGCUUCAGGUCUAAACUGAAUGGUUUCUCCUUAGCUUCAGAAAUGUGUUUUAUGUUCCUCUUGCUCCUAACCUGCAUCCUUGGAGCGGAUGUUUUUUGAUCCUAGGUUCUUUAUUUCCAGCCUCGCUUCCACUGUCUUUCAAUGUUUGAGUGUCAUCAAUCCUAUGCAACAUUCAUUUUGAGCUCAAAAUGGAAGCCAAGCCUUAUAAGGUCAGUUCUUGUAAGGUUGUCAGCACUGCCAAGAGAUGUAUAGCAAGUGAACAGAUUUUGUGAAUCCUUUUUGGGGAGCUUGUAUCCCAUGUCUUUUUGUUCAUUUGUCUGUACAUUUGGAGAGGGUCUUUUAUCUUAUUAAAUGCAAGCACAAAACAUUGAUACACACACAUAUACAUAUGUGCGUGUGUGUGUGUGUGUGUGUGUGUGUGUGUAUGUCAGCCUGUUUGUCAACUAGAAAAGCCUGCUUGCUUUGAAAAGUUUGGAUGUUGAAAAUGUAUGGUUGCUGUUGAAUUCAGAUUAAAAACUCAAUGAAUGUGUAGGCUUCUUUACUAUGUACAUUUUUUCUAUUUAAAAUAACAGUGUAAAUACUUGAUUACCUUGCAACAUUUUGAUGACUUUUCUAACCAAUUUGUAACUACUUGAAAAUGAGUAUUUUGUGUACAGUCGUUUUUGCAUCAGAGCAGGUGUGUGGAAUUUGUUAUCAAUAUCUUCUCCAGAGCUUGGAGAACAGAUAUUGAAUAUCACUGUACUAGUCUUAAGUUAUUUGUGAUUCAAUAAAAAUAAUGAUUAUUUA